Bombus huntii is the source of this 5853-nucleotide messenger RNA. RefSeq lists its product as uncharacterized. NCBI's taxonomy places the organism in Eukaryota, Metazoa, Arthropoda, Insecta, Hymenoptera, Apidae. The transcript is spliced from 29 exons. Bases 564 to 5525 code for a protein of 1653 amino acids. Gene Ontology annotation, molecular function: protein binding. The record is from RefSeq and is a predicted model, not a curated record.
CAGUAGAUAGUAACGAGAUAAGCUGACAUCUAACCUGCAGCAACACUUCUGAUUGCUUAACAACGUCGACGAAAACACAGUGGUGGUUCCGCAUGGCAGUGCGCUCAUCUGCAUAAAGGCCGACUGCAUGGGAUGACGAAGCCGAAUGAGAGCUGGCGUGUAAUAAUGUCGUCAGUUUCGCGAAGGUUUAUUGCACCGCCGUGUAGCCGCUUGCAGGAGAGACUUAAUAUCGUCGGCUGUAAGCCGGUCCGUAAUAUCGAGCCGACUCGUUUUCUACCGCGUUUCGUUUCCGCGGCAAUUCCGCUGAUACAACGAGAAUCGCGUGCACGCUGCGUGCAUGCCUGCCCGGAGAUAUUUGUCCGCUUCGGACGCACAGCCGAGGAAUUCGUGUCGCGGACAAUCGGGACCUGAUCGAUACACGAACGCGAACCAACCACCAACGAACGCCUCGUUGUUACCCGAACGAGAGUCAAUACGACGGAGAAAUUGGAAGCUGUCGAUGCACGCUACUUCAUCGAAGCUCAUGAAACUUUCCAGUAGACUGUAAAUUGGAAAAAAGUGAAAUGGAAAACUGCUUUGAAAAAUCGAACAGCCACUACCAGUUCUAUGGGUCGAUCCCGGAAAUCAGCGGACCUCGACCAAUCGGCAUAAAGAACCCAUCCCGUGGUUCGAUCGCAGAAAGCUUUGAUACGCUUCGUUCGUCGGUUGGUCAGAAAGAGGAAUCUAGAAGUUCUGUAUCCAGUGAAGACGAUUCUUGCUUCUUCUCGGAACUCGAUCUGUUAAAUCCGAGACGUUCUUAUCAAAAGUCGCGGUAUCUGCAUCAUAAUAUAAUAGGAACUAAGAAUCAUUCAGCAAACCAUUUCGAAGCAUCCAGAAGGAAUUCUAAUCACUGUUGCUGUUUUGCAAGCUACGAUCACGUCGAAACAAAAUUACUAUACGAUAAAGUAGUUAAAAGUACCAAAAACAAUCGUGCAUCGAGUUUUCAAUAUUUUCCGGAUUGUAGUCAUCGAAAGAAGCAUGAGGUAACCUUUGCCACGAAGAGGUCUUCCAGCGGCAGCAAGGAUUUUAGCGCCAAAUCUCCUACGAAACUUGGGAGGGGAAAAAGUACGCCGCGAAUAAUUCGUGCAAUCCGUCAACGAAGUAGAAAAUUCGAGCCAAACGAGGAUCGAUCGGAAUCACCGCGACCCGGAAACAGCAAGAGCAGCGUCGUUGUCCUGUAUCACGAGAAAUCAGUCGCGCCAGCCGCAACAACCCCCAAACCACCCCUCAGAGCCGUUCAGUCGGAACGAACAGUUACGCGCGAACUGACUCCAUCGGUUGUCCACACUGUUCGAUCCCCACGUCACCAAAGGUCGAAUCUGGUUGGAAGUCCAGAGCACCGACCUCCCAUAUAUCUAACUGACCAAAGAAAAGCUACUUUGAGACGUCGACGUUUAUCGAAGCGGCGAAGACCACUCAACGUGCACAUUUAUCAGGACAGCCGCGUAGUACAGGCUCGUUCCUUGUCGGAGGAUCAUCGUGUCGGACCUAAAGAGGUGCAGCUAGCGGAACAGAGAUCCGAUCUGGUUAAAUACACGGUCAAGUCUGCGAAAAAUUUGAUUAGAUCCGAAGGGGACUCUUCCACUCGACAGGACGACGAUUCGGAUGACCCCGAUCAAGAUAGAAGAACGAACAAACAGUGGAAACACGAUAGAAUCUUCGGGGAACGAUGUUGUCCCUCUGAUAAUUCCGUUUCUAAACUAAUGGCUCGUUCCAGUCCAGGAAUAGACGGCGAUUGCAAGCAACGCAAAAACGAAGCAGUCGGCCCAAACUUCAGCUAUCUAAUGCAGCAAAUGCAUACAAGGCCAAGGGAACGAGGUGACGAUCAUCGUGUAUUUAUUGGCGUAAACGGCGGCGACAACUCGAAACGAGUAUUUCCAUUCCAGGCAACCCCGAGCGGUAACUUGAAGAUCGUUCCUAAUCAGGUGGUGUUCGAAUCGAAGAAGGUCAGUGUGUUGGUUGCUGAUCCCAGACAUACAAAGGUUAACGUCAAGGCCGAAUUGAAUACAACCCAAAAAGAGCUUGGUGAACACAUAUCUGAGUCUUCCACACAACCGAGGUCCAUCGAUUUUCCACUAGGUGUAGUAUCGUCAUCGACGAUCAGUCAGUUGCAAAGUCACAAAAAGUUUCCGGUUGUCGAGGACAACUAUAAACCAGCAAUGCAUCCGUUCAAAGCUAAAUUCGGCCAAGUGGAGGCGAUGGAACACAAGCAACAACAGUCAACGUCGUCUGCGUCUCACGAAAUACCAGUGUUGCAAGAUGUGCCACUGUCCACACUCGGAUUUACGAGUGAACAACCAAUCGAUUGGGAUAACAUAAUUCUCCCGGAGAAGACUGACCUGUAUCAGGAGCUAGCCAGGCGUAUCACAAAUUACAAGAACGCUGACUGUAUCGUGCGAAUCGAUCAGGACGAGUUCCAUUGCCAUCUGCUGGUGCUACAGAGCUAUAGUACCUUUUUCGACGAGAAGAAUUGCAAGGAGAUCGAUCUGACCGAGAGUGACGUAUCUUCGAAGGCGUUUUCGCUCAUUUACGACUGGAUGAUCAGUCCACAGAACGAGAGCUACAGGCUUUUGCAAAGGGACAACAUCCUGGAAGUUUUUACCGCAGCCCAAUAUCUCGGAAUUAAAGAACUGGAGGAACAAUGCUGGGCUUUCAUAGACAAUGACGAAUUAUUCGCCGAAGACACCGCGUUUUUAUUAUAUCUGGAAGCGAAAAGAGUUGGAAAUACCGCAGUUAUGGAACUGAUGGUGCCAAGAAUUAUGAAAUUCUUUUUGAUGCUGGUCAGCACUAAAGAUUUCCUCGAAUUAUCCGUAGAUGAACUAUGCCUUUUAUUGAAGUCUAACUAUAUUUGCGUCAAUAGUGAAAUGGAAGUUCUUAUGUCUGCUGUACGAUGGCUGAUGCAUGAUUGGGCGAACAGAAAGCAGUACAUGUUGGAAGUUUUGAACUGUGUUCGAUUUGGGUUGAUCGCUCCAUGGCAAUUGGUAGAUGUGAAAAGAAAUCCAGAAAACCCAGAAUUUAUGGAACUAAUGUCUUCUCCUGAGGUACAGAAAAUGGUCGAUGAUGGUCUAGCUUUCGUUAUUAUAAAAUAUUGGUACGGUAACCAGACGGAAGAUUAUUAUCACUGGAUCGAUCUGUUAGGGCUUACGGAGCCAACCAAUCGAAAUUGGGCUGGAGAGGACAAGAACUACGUAACGUAUCGAGAAUUUUUGCUUUACCUCGAAGAAUAUCAGAAAACAAAAAUUUCGGAGUUGAAAAUGCGAAAGAGUCGCGCAAAAUCCAAGAUAAUCGAUUCACCUCACAACGAUUACACAUUUGCUGCUCCUAAAGCACCGAACAACUACGUUCAAAGCUCAGGAGAUACCGGUGCUAUUCACAACGGGCCAGCAAUGCAUUCAAGGCACACGAAACCACUACCUUCAAAUUAUUUACCAUUGGAGAUGCCAGAGGGCAUGAUGAUGCCUCCAAAAUUUAUGAACGAAUACUUAAGUAACUUGGAAAGAAGCAAAGGGAAAGAUGAAAAGAACGUCGCCUUCGAUACGAGAUUCACCGGUGGCGGAGAAUCCCUGAAACUGUCCUGUAGGUUGCCUACAGUAGAAAAAUACACGCAUGAACACUGUCAACGCGGCGUGAAUUCACCGGACGCCGAUAAAUUGGAUUACGAGAGCCGGCAGGAGAGGAAUGCGACGGAUGUUUGCCGGUGCCAGCAGCAGCGCGAGUCGAAUUUCAUAUUUUCCGUAAGAAAGCAGAAGACGAGAUGUAAGAUACCGAGGGAACCGGAAGAACGUACAGACUCCUGCAAAUCCGAGGAGGAGGCCGCCACAACGAUACAGGCCGUUUAUAGAGGAUACAAGGCUCGAAAGAGAUUUGACGAAAUAAGGAAAUCAACAUCAGGGGAGAAGCAGAAUAUCAAGAAGAUAGCGGAACUUUUGGCCAUCCCGAUGGACGAAACGCUUCGCGAUCCUUCGAUAGAGCCCAUCAGAAUAUCAAGCAGUUCAGUAAACCAAAUGAGAAAUGAGAAGGACGAAACGCCACUUACAUUGAAAUGCUCACCUAGAAACAGGAACAGGGAACAAUCGGUCCUUCGAAAUCAAAAUCAACACUACAUUGAGAAUCAAAUAAAUCAAUUCAACAUAUGUCCUCCUUGUUACACGACCGAAGAAAAACGAAAACAAAAUAUGACUCAUCGAGAGACAUUAAAGUCUAUAAAGACCAUAAAAUCACCGAUGUUUUUCUCGAACUACGACGAAAAAACCAGUUCCCCAUCGGAUAACACAGAUGCGGACGAUCCUUCCUCUCCACGAAUCGGUGCAAAAUCAACGAUGCUGAAUCUCGCCGAUGUUAUAAUCAAUGAAAAAAACAGCGAGAAAGAUUAUUCGGAGAAUGAUAAUAUUCAGCGAGUGAAUCCUGCCGCUAGAAACGCUCAAAUUCGAUCUACGAAUUAUAAACGACCUCUUCCACAGAGGAUAAGCAACAGUAUAAUAGCUUCGAACGAAGACCGUUACUUUCUCAACAACUCUCUGUUCUUUCCUGACAGAGAGUCGAUUCUCGUGUUCGGCGGGGUCGAUCCUCACGAGGAAUAUGGCCUGUCCGGGAACACCGGCAAGGACAUAUACAGGUUUAAACCUGACCAGAAUAUUUGGGAAUUCGUGGGGGAAAUUCCACGAGCGAGACACCAUCAUUCGGUCGCUUACUUAAGAGGCCGCAUUUACGUAGUGGGUGGAGCCGAUCCCCUGGAAGACAAACUUCACAGGAAAAGCAUUGCGGUUGGGAACGUUUGGAGUUACGAUCCAACUACCAGGACUUGGUUCAAUGAACCUGGCAUGCUGACAGCUAGAAAGGACUUCGGAUUGGUGGUCAGCCACGGGAAAAUGUACGCGAUAGGAGGGCAAGGCAGGAACGGGAUAGCUUUGAAAACGGUGGAGGCUUUUGAUCCAUCGGACUCCACAUGGAGGGAAGUGCAACCAAUGCAGACCGCGAGGGUUGGACCUGCCAGCGUGAAAUAUCGAGAUCUUAUCUGGGUCGCUGGCGGAAUGACAAAAUCGAAAAAAGAGCUAUUCUCGAAGGACGUUGAGUGCUAUGACCCGAUCAAAAAUUUAUGGCUGAAAGCGAUACCUUUGAGGUCACCGAGGUGCUUUGCCUCCUUCUACGUGGUGUCCGACUGUCUUUACAUGAUCGGCGGAGCAUCGACUAUGGAAAACGUCACUCAGAGCGUCGAUUGCAUUGACGUGUGGGAUGGGAACGAUUGCGUUUGGAGGGAACACGCGAACAUGUCGAUCGCGAGACACGGACAUUCUACUGGCUCGAUAGGUGAUCAAUUGCUGAUAAUUGGAGGAGUAACUACGGUAUUCAUGAAGACCUUGAAUAGCGUCGAAUGUUAUUGUUGCGAUAUAGGAAAAUGGAUGAAGGGCGUAUCGGCGCUGCCGCAUCCGGUUUCCGGUCAUGGAACCGUGUCUUUACCGCCAGCAAAUCUUCUGAUAAAUCGCUGAUAAUUGUGACAUAAAAUACAUCAAAUUUCCUUAUAUGCUGUACUUGAUAAUCAACACACAUUAAGUACUUAUUCGAUCAUUAACGAAUUUGUAUUUAAUUACUUUUUAAUUAUCGUACUUUAUCGUACUUUUUACAAAUAUUGCCUUACAAUUUACACUUGUUUAUAUAAUUCUAUACCCUUACAAUAUAUAUCACAAAAACAAACAAUAUCUUACAAAUUACGUUCAGUCUACUUACAUGGAAGCUUCAAUAGAAGUAAGUAGCUUCGGUAGAAGUAAGUAGCUUCGGUAGAAGUAAGUAAAAUCAAACUCGAGCGGAUAAAUAUUU